Molecule: messenger RNA, 940 nt
Organism: Ricinus communis (castor bean)
Lineage: Eukaryota; Viridiplantae; Streptophyta; Magnoliopsida; Malpighiales; Euphorbiaceae
Exons: 4
Coding region: 295-618 (107 amino acids)
Source: RefSeq, a predicted model, not a curated record
AAACUGAGGCUUCCACUUGGAAAACUUUGAUAGCUUCUGGUGCAACUAAUUUUUAUUGUGGGGUCACCUGCGAUUCCAAAACAAUUAGCGGUCAAUAGUUUCAUAUGGAAGACCUUUUAUGACACAUAAUAAUUCGUGGCAUCAUUGGAUACAGGAUAGACAAUACGUGUUGACAGAAUCUGUUAUUUAAAUGGUAAUUGUGGUUUCUCGGGUCAGUAUCUUCUCAGAAAAUAUCUUCUACCUUCGUUUAAUUAGGCGAGAGUUACUGAUCCUUCAGUGAGGGCAUCUCACUUCAUGGCCAGACCUAAUGUUCAUCCAUAUGCUACUUCAGUGAUUUCUAUGGAGAAUGACGAUGGCAUGUUUGGCAUUGGUGGAGUUACAGGGGAGCUUCUUGAUCAAAAUGCAAAGGCCUUGAAUCACAUAUCUGCUAAUCUCUCUACUAUGCAGCUACAGGAGAACAUCGGUCUCCUCUGUCAAACUCGUGACAACAUUCUGAAGAUUAUGAAUGAGAUGAAGGACAUGCCAGAACUAAUGAAACGGUUGCCACCGCUUCCAGUGAAGUUGAACGAAGAGCUGGCUAACGCCAUCUUGCCCCGCCCGAAUCUUCCCAUGAAAUGAUCAACUCUCCUGUCCUUUCAGUUGGCAUCACCAGCAACAUAAAAUGGUUCUCAGUGGCAUCAUGAUGCGUUGGAAGUGUCCUUUCAGUUUUUCUUUGUUUUGUUUCCCCGGAAAUAGUCCGGAGAGACAGUUGAUGUAGUAGCAAAAUCACUUGGUCUUUCUGUAGCAGUUAGGGAAUGUUAAGUAAUACAUGGUGCUUUAAUUUUUGUUUGCUUUACAAAUUUUAUUCCCCUCUGUUUCUCCUGCUCUUUCUCUGUUCAUCAGUUACUUCUGAUUUGUGAAGUGGCAUGUGAAAUAAAGUUGGCCUAGUUAACUGUUUUGA